Helobdella robusta is the source of this 2418-nucleotide messenger RNA. RefSeq lists its product as hypothetical. The transcript has 13 exons. The record is from RefSeq and is a predicted model, not a curated record. The coding region runs from base 1 to 2418 and encodes 805 amino acids. Lineage: Eukaryota; Metazoa; Annelida; Clitellata; Rhynchobdellida; Glossiphoniidae.
AUGAGUCAUACCAUAACAAAAUCCAUGUCUAAGAAGGUAGACAAAAUCUACAACAUAUCCGUCGUUGGUUUAUCUGGCACGGAAAAAGAAAAAGGUUCUUUGGGAGUUGGCAAGUCGUGCUUGAUUAACAGAUUUGUUCGGCCACUGGCGGAUGAUUACUACACAGAUCACAUUUCUGUCUUGAGUGAGAGUGACUUUGCAGGUCGGGUAGUUAACAACGAUCACUUCUUGUACUGGGGCUCCACCAGGAAAGUCGAUGAUGGAGCUGAAUACGUUUUUAGGAUAGUCGAGCAAACUGAAUUUGUUGACGAUUCCUCUUUUCAGCCUUUCAAGAUAGGCAAAACGGAUCCUUAUUACAAAAGAUGUGCUGCUUGCAAGCUACAAUCUGCAGAAAAACUGGCAUACAUAUGCAAAAAUCAGUUAGGUCUCGAGCACGAGUUUGACGAACAUCUGAUGCCAGAUGGAAGAUUUAAUGUCGACGGUUUCAUUUGUGUCUUCGAUGUUAGCACGACAUCCAACCGACCGAUUGAAGUGCAGUUGGACCACAUGCACUGCAUACUCACACAACUCAUCAGAACUAAGAAGCCCAUCACCAUCGCCACCACCAAGAAUGAUCAAGCGUACAAACCGUUCGCUGCAGAAGUCGAGAAGUUGGUCCUGAAGAAAGACCUGAAGGAACGAGGCAUCAUUCCCAUAGUUGAGACAUCCGCGCAUGAAAAUGUCAACGUCGAGGCUGCCUUCAUGUCCCUUGUUCACCUCAUCGAGAAAACUCCAAAGAAUCGAAGCAAGGUGCCAUCGUACGCCGAUGCUCACAGGGUCGUCAUGGAGACGAAAGAGAUCACCGAGAAUGCUUUCAUGUCACUGAUUAAAAGCCACGUGGGAACUGAUUAUAAGGCCUUGUGGAUUCCCAUACACCAACAACUGCAAUCCAAUGCUGAUUUCCUUUCCUACAUUCAGUUGUUUGGAACUGACCAAGCGGGGAGGGUUUUCAGAAAAUAUCUGAUUACUGUUAAGGAAGAGUACAUAAAAAUGAAGCAGAAGAAAUAUUUAGAAAGGCUUGAAUGUGUGCUGAAGGAGGUCCUUCCCAAUUUUGAUGCCGUUGCUGACAAGAGUUGGUACUCCAUGCUGCUCUGGUUAAAGAAGCAUGACAAGUUCAUGUCUCAUUUUGUGGUCCUACCGGACAACAUGCAGUGGAUGGACAGUGCAUUGCUUGACAGGAAUGAUGGUCGCAUCCCGCUAGACUUACUUGAGACUCACCAAGCUGAACUCGUCUACAGGAAUUACGUGAACCACCUCAGAGUAGAGAAGAGGAAGAUUGAGUACAAAAGAGAGUUCCGUCAGAUGCUGGAGGAGAACAAGCACAUGCGUCCGGGCCAGUCACUGCAGGAGGUCAGCAUCUACUUCGUCGGCAGGGAAUGCUUCUCUUCACUUUCUGACAAGGACAAAUUGGAUAUCUUUGAUGACUACCAGAAAGUUUUGAAGGAUAGAGCCAAGUUGGACUUCCAGGAAUUGCUUCAUGAAAAUGCUGAGUUGUUUACAAGAUAUGAAAAUUGCCAGAUAAGUAACGAUGAUGUAAAGGAUAUCAACAAUAAACUGCAACAAGAAUAUCGGUAUAAACAUCUUUCCUAUCUGGAAGAAGAUAGAAGAUCUCUGAUAUUGAACCACCUUGGUUUCAUUCAGAGGGCAUCAAAAGAGAGGUGCAUGUUCAGAGAGUCAUGUUCAGAUCAUCAAAUUGAAACUAUACUCAACGACAAACUUUAUGAUUGCAUAGAAGUGAUGAUGAAUGGGGGAGGAGCAGACCACCUGAGCAACAACUGCAACCUCCACUUCGCUAUCGUCGGACAGUACGAACUUGCUCUAGAGUUCUAUCAAGAUAUCCACGCACUUCUGGAAAACGAUCAGUUGAGGAUUGAUGAUGAUUUGUUGACUAUUGAAUUUCACAUUAUUAACCAAAAUUUCAACUUUUGUUGCAAUAUCAAAAACAAUGUUGAUCAACUUGUACAGCUUGAUGUGCAACCGAAUUUCAAAUUUCAUGGUUUCUUUUUGGUGUGCUCUUCACCAUCUUCCUUGGACUCCUUCCGAAUCAGUCUACCUCACUUCAUUAAAAGGACAAAUGCCGCAACACUACCAGUGCCAGCGUCAUCGACAGCAACACCGCUAACAACAACAACGACGCAUAUCAAUUGUGCCGAACCAGCCGACACUGACACUCCUAUUGUACUUGUUCUCGGACACGAUCCACUGAUCACUGAGCAGGAGUUGAACCAUCUGAGAGACGGCGGAGUGACUCUCAGUAAAAGGAUUGAGACAAAUGGAGAAAUCGUGUUAGUGUGUGUGAUCGUGCGAAAAGGGCAACCCGGGAUUCUGCCUCGGAACGAACACUGGGCGCUUCUGCAGAUCAGGGUUGAGCGCCUCUAA